Xylaria bambusicola is the source of this 4239-nucleotide messenger RNA. RefSeq lists its product as uncharacterized. The record is from RefSeq and is a predicted model, not a curated record. Bases 1 to 4239 code for a protein of 1412 amino acids. Gene Ontology annotation, biological process: intracellular calcium ion homeostasis; calcium ion transmembrane transport. Gene Ontology annotation, cellular component: membrane; intracellular membrane-bounded organelle. NCBI's taxonomy places the organism in Eukaryota, Fungi, Ascomycota, Sordariomycetes, Xylariales, Xylariaceae. Gene Ontology annotation, molecular function: ATP binding; ATP hydrolysis activity; P-type calcium transporter activity. The transcript has 3 exons.
AUGUCGGACCCUCAAGAUCAGGAGCGUAGUGCGGAAGGCACCCCUCGGCGGCCCAGGGCGCCUACAAUAACGAUUGACACCACGAACGAUAGCGAGCCAACGUCAAACGUAAUCCCCCAUUCGCCAGUAUCAGCCGCCGAUGAAACAAUAAGCCCUACCACUCUUGCCGCCAGCUGGACAUCGUCUGAAAGGACGCACUAUCCAGCAGGCUCACAACCACCUAGUUCGGCCUCCCACCAUGAAAUCCGAGCUUCACACUCGUUCGACAGCAAAGACAGCAGGCCGACUAGCCCGCACAACGUGUCCAGUCCUGUAACAUCACGCGGAGUAGAGAAAGGCCAGGCUUUCUUAGCAGUUCCCACCAAUCACCGAUCGCGUCAGAACUCCAUGGAUAGUGAGGAUGGAUCACGAUCGAUUUCUUCGCAGGGCGACUCGGUUUCGGAAAAAGGCCCUUCGAGGUCAAAAUACGAUAAUGACCAGAUCAUGAAGGACAAAGAUGCUUUAAAGCCUGACAAGGGCCGAGAGGAGGAUUUCCAGGUUGAGGAUAACCCGUUUGCCUAUAGUCCUGGACAGUUGACCAAAAUGUUCAAUCCCAAGAGUUUGGCUGCAUUCUACCAACUGGGUGGUCUUCGAGGAUUAGAGAAAGGACUUCGAAGUGAUCGGGCAGCAGGUUUGGGCAUGGAUGAAAGAAACCUCGAUGGCAAAGUGUCGUUCGAAGAAGCAACCAAACAUGAAUCUUCCAAACUGGUAAACGAAGGACUUGCUAGUCCUGACACACCAGUAACGACUACACCACAUGGCUCUCAGCACGUAUCUAGUGGCCCAUUCGCCGAUAGGAAACGGGUCUUCAGCGACAACCGGUUACCUGAAAAGAAAGGCAAAAGUUUUCUGCAGCUGGUCUGGAUCACCUAUAAUGACAAGGUUCUCAUUCUUCUCACAGUAGCUGCAAUCGUCUCCCUAGCCAUUGGUCUGUACCAAACGUUUGGACAAAAGCACGAUGCAUCAAAUCCCGGUGUUGAAUGGAUCGAAGGCGUGGCUAUCAUCGUUGCUAUUGUUAUUGUCGUUCUCGUGGGAUCGCUGAACGACUGGCAGAAGGAGAGACAAUUUGCGAAAUUGAACAAGAAAAAGCAAGAUCGCCUCGUAAAGGUCAUACGCUCGGGCAAGACUGCCGAAAUUUCGGUUUUCGAUUUGAUGAGUGGGGAUGUACUUCAUCUCGAGCCUGGUGAUCUAAUACCCGUUGACGGUGUUCUAAUUAAGGGGUAUAAUGUCAAGUGUGAUGAAUCGCAAGCUACUGGGGAAUCAGACGUCAUACGAAAGCGCCCAGCUGAUGAGGUCUAUGCGGCAAUCGAGAGGGGCGAGGAUCCCAAAAAGUUGGACCCUUUCAUCCAGUCUGGUGGCCGGGUUAUGGAAGGUGUAGGGACCUUUAUGGUCACGUCCACUGGUGUCUAUUCAAGCUACGGGAGAACUCUUAUGUCUCUAAACGAAGAUCCCGAAAUCACGCCUCUACAGUCCAAGCUCAAUGUUGUUGCCGAAUAUAUAGCAAAGCUUGGAGGUGCUGCCGGUCUUGUUCUGUUUGCAGUUCUUUUUAUCGAGUUCCUUGUUCGUCUACGUGGGAGCGACGCAACGCCAUCUCAAAAAGGCCAACAGUUUAUUAACAUUUUUAUUGUUGUGGUCACAAUCAUAGUCGUUGCUGUACCGGAAGGGCUUCCACUAGCCGUCACGCUAGCAUUGGCAUUUGCAACCACUAGAAUGCUCAGGGACAACAACUUGGUUCGCCAUUUGAAAGCAUGUGAAGUUAUGGGAAAUGCAACAACAAUCUGCUCAGAUAAGACGGGAACAUUGACCCAGAAUCAAAUGAAGGUUGUCGCAGGAACGGUUGGCACGAAUCACCGGUUCAAAAACAGCAACCCUGAAACUGAUGAAGCAGAUUUGACGGAGAAGGAAUUUGCCACAGCUCUUAGCCAAAAUACUCAAGAGCUGCUCCUAAAAUCUAUCUCAUUGAAUUCAACAGCUUUUGAAGGCGAAGCGAAUGGCGAGAAGACAUUCAUUGGAUCCAAAACGGAGACUGCUCUUUUGCUUUAUGCUAGGGACUACUUAGGCAUGGGACCCAUCAGUGAGGAACGGGCAAAUGCUACUAUUCUACAGAUGAUUCCAUUCGAUUCUGGUCGGAAAUGCAUGGGAGUUGUGGCCCAGCUCAGCAAUGGUGCGGCUCGACUAUACGUUAAAGGUGCUUCAGAGAUACUGUUAGCCAAGUGCUCAGAAUUCCUCGCAGACCCUACAAAAGAUCUAUCGAAAUCUCCCAUGACAGCCGAAACAGUCGAAACCAUCAAGGGUCUGAUCGAAAGCUAUGCCUCAAGGUCACUGAGAACAAUUGGGAUUGUUUAUCGUGACUUUGAAAGAUGGCCUCCACGGAAUGUGAAGCGUAUCGAAGGCGACGGAAAUCAAGUGGUUUUUGAAGACAUUUUCAACAAAAUGACCUUCAUCGGUAUGGUAGGCAUUCAAGAUCCUCUCCGCAAUGGCGUUCCCGACGCAGUAAAAGAAUGCCAAAGGGCGGGAGUUGUUGUUCGUAUGGUGACUGGUGACAACAAACUCACAGCCCAAGCUAUCGCCAAGGAAUGUGGCAUUUUACAGCCAGAUGGGAUAGUUAUGGAGGGACCCGAAUUCCGUAACCUGAGCAAACUAUCGCAGAACGAGAUCAUCCCGCGACUCCAAGUUUUAGCUCGGUCUAGCCCGGAAGACAAGCGGAUCCUUGUGCGUCGUCUGAAAGAUAUGGGAGAUGUUGUUGCUGUGACUGGUGACGGAACGAAUGAUGCACCUGCUCUAAAACUUGCCGAUGUCGGUUUUUCCAUGGGCAUUGCUGGUACUGAAGUAGCCAAGGAGGCUUCUGCUAUUAUUCUUAUGGACGAUAACUUCACCAGUAUUGUGAAAGCACUGAAAUGGGGUCGUGCCGUGAACGAUGCUGUGAAGAGGUUUCUUCAAUUCCAGUUGACGGUCAACGUUACCGCCGUCGCGCUCACGUUUGUUACCGCCGUCUCCAGUGAUGACGAAAGCUCUGUGCUAACAGCCGUGCAACUUCUUUGGGUUAAUCUCAUCAUGGACACUCUGGCAGCACUCGCUCUCGCCACAGAUCCUCCCCAGGACAGUGUAAUCGACCGUAAACCAGAACCGAGGAAUGCUAGCAUCAUCUCUAUUACCAUGUGGAAGAUGAUUAUUGGACAAGCUUUAUAUCAACUCGCAGUCACUUUUGUACUGUAUUAUGGAGCAUAUGCCAUCGGCAUCGCAGCAAGGGAAGAUGAGACCAUGGUGUUGUCUACUAGGCGGGAUACCCUCGUGUUCAAUACCUUUGUGUGGAUGCAAAUCUUUAAUCAAUGGAAUAAUCGUCGCUUAGACAACCGAUUUAACAUUUUCGAGGGCAUAACCAAAAAUUAUUUCUUCUUAGGGAUCAAUAUUAUUGUCAUUGGGCUGCAGGUUCUUAUCAUCUUUGUCGGCAGUACACCAUUCAACAUCUCGCUUCUUAAACCAUCCCAGACUGGUCCACAAUGGGCAACAGCCAUCGUGUUGGGUUUUUUGUCAAUUCCCGUUGGCAUGCUCAUCCGUCUUAUUCCCGAUGAGCUCAUAGAAAAGUGUAUCCCCAAGUAUUUCAAACGGAAGCCUUCACCACCUGGGCUCAUGGUCUCUGAUGAAGAACGAUUCAACGACUACCCAGACGUAUUUACUGAUGUCCGGGAUGAGCUCGCAUUCCUCAAGAAACUCAAGGGUGGUCGUCUCAAUAAUCUGAAGUUCGCUGUACAACAUCCUCGUGAGACAUUCAUGGCGAGAACGAGGAGCCCGUCUCAUUCUCGAUCCAACUCCAUUCGUGCUCCAGGCACUCCGAUUCAAGAGGACAGUUUUGGAGCUAUAUCACCAGCUCCAACCCCUGACUCUCGCAGGCGCUCCAGGUCUAUGAGAUCUCGUUCCAAUUCGGCUCUGGGCGCGCCGACGGUGAUGGCAGGCAUUAUCGCUGGUAGUGUGGCUGCUGGCUGGUCUCCCAUCGAGAAAAACGACAGCCGUGAUUUUUCACAGAAUCCUCGGCCCUCCCCUUCCCCUUCUCCUCUCUCACAACGAGAGGGUGCUGGGUCCGAAAUGACGCCUGUGUUGACAGAAGAGCCGAUGGAAAUGGACGAGUCGGAUGCGCCCGGUGAUGUACCCCAACUACGUGUGCCUCAACCGCCCGCGCAAAAGCCGAAGUCUGUUACUUAG